Maudiozyma barnettii is the source of this 798-nucleotide messenger RNA. RefSeq names its product ERMES complex subunit MDM12 (gene MDM12). NCBI's taxonomy places the organism in Eukaryota, Fungi, Ascomycota, Saccharomycetes, Saccharomycetales, Saccharomycetaceae. Bases 1 to 798 code for a protein of 265 amino acids. The record is from RefSeq and is a predicted model, not a curated record. Gene Ontology annotation, biological process: mitochondrion organization; phospholipid transport. Gene Ontology annotation, molecular function: lipid binding. The transcript has a single exon. Gene Ontology annotation, cellular component: ERMES complex.
AUGUCAUUUGAAGUACAUUGGGAAGACCUCCAAAACGACGUUGCUCUAAAUGCUCAAAUACGAGAUAAAUUAAAUAGUUUUUUUGGCUCCUUAGAAUUGCCAUCAUACCUAAAUCAUAUAAGCAUAACCGAUUUUCAGAUAGGUUCUCAUGCUCCAGAGAUAAUACUUCACGAUAUCUCAGAACCAAUCAGUGGUAUAAACCCCAAUCCAUCUGGUACGGAUGAGAAUGACUUGCAGUUGUUAUUCGAAGUGAAGUAUGAUGAUGACUUACAAUUAGAAUUAAAUACUUCCCUGGUACUAAACUACCCUUCAAAGGAAUUCAUGGCAUUACCCAUUAACAUUAAGGUUAGAUUCGUAUCUUUACAUAUAUUAUGCCUUAUUGGAAUAUUUAAUAAAGGCAAGAGAAUUGUGUUUAGUGUUCUAUGCGAUAUUGAGGAUCAAAAUGAUAGUACACGUAGACAAAGCAUAGGAGACUUACUGAAGGAUAAAGUUGGGUCGCCUCUUGAAAGGCUGGCUAUAAUCAAGGAUCUCAGUAUAGAAACUGAGAUAGGAUCAGAUGCUAGUACUAACCUGUCUAACGAUCUCCAGAUCAACGAUGAUGAUACUCUAUCUGAAUUGAGUUAUAGUUCCAAUCCGAAUGGCGCAACAUUAAGAAACGUUGACAAACUAGAACAAUUUCUUGUGGAAAAAUUAAAGAAUUUCUUAAGACAAGAGGUAGGAUGGCCAAGUUGGUUAACGUUUGAGCUAGAUGAUGAGUCCUCAGAUGAAUCAGACGAAGACGAUUCAGGAAAUGAAUGA